This is a messenger RNA of Molossus molossus (Pallas's mastiff bat), 2089 nucleotides long. It is a transcript of the gene MFSD2A, whose product is annotated as major facilitator superfamily domain containing 2A. Gene Ontology annotation, biological process: carbohydrate transport. Gene Ontology annotation, cellular component: membrane. The transcript is spliced from 14 exons. The record is from RefSeq and is a predicted model, not a curated record. Lineage: Eukaryota; Metazoa; Chordata; Mammalia; Chiroptera; Molossidae. Gene Ontology annotation, molecular function: lysophospholipid:sodium symporter activity. Bases 148 to 1737 code for a protein of 529 amino acids.
GCGCUCCUCUGCCUCCUUCCUGCGGGGUUUACUAGUGCGUAGCGACUGUGGCGGCGGCGGUUACCACCCGAGUCGGGACGGAGCGGAGGCCGGAGGGGCGGAAGAGCAUCCCGGCGUCCCGAUAGCGGGCGGCGUGGCCCGCGGGUCAUGGCCAAGGGAGAGGGCGCCGAGAGCGGUUCCGCGGCGGGGCUGCUGCCCACAAGCAUCCUCCAAGUUGGUGAACGCCCGGCCCAGGUAAAGAAGGAACCGAAGAAGAAACAACAGUUGUCCAUUUGCAAUAAGCUUUGCUAUGCAGUUGGGGGGGCCCCCUACCAGGUGACAGGCUGUGCCCUGGGGUUCUUCCUGCAGAUCUACCUGUUGGAUGUAGCUCAGGUGGACCCUUUCUCUGCCUCCAUCAUCCUCUUUGUGGGCCGAGCUUGGGAUGCCUUCACAGACCCCUUGGUGGGCUUCUGCAUUAGCAAAUCCUCUUGGACCCGUCUGGGCCGCCUUAUGCCAUGGAUUAUCUUCUCCACACCCCUGGCCAUCAUUGCCUACUUCCUCAUAUGGUUCGUGCCUGACUUCCCACAGGGCCAGGCCCUAUGGUACUUGCUUUUCUACUGCCUCUUUCAGACACUGGUCACGUGUUUCCACGUUCCCUACUCAGCUCUCACCAUGUUCAUCAGCACAGAGCAGAGUGAGCGGGAUUCAGCUACUGCCUACCGGAUGACCGUGGAGGUGCUGGGCACAGUGCUGGGCACAGCGAUCCAAGGGCAAAUCGUAGGCCAAGCAGAUAUGCCUUGUCUUGAGGACCCCAAUGGUUCAGCAGUGGCCUCGGAAGGUGCCAAUCGUACACACAGCACCAACUCACUCAGAGAAACGCAAAAUGCAUACCUGCUGGCGGCAGGGGUCAUUGCCUCCAUCUAUGUCAUCUGUGCUGUCAUCCUGGUCCUGGGUGUGAAGGAGCAGAGAGAACCCUAUGAAUCUCAGCAAGCUGAGCCGAUGUCCUUCUUUCGGGGCCUUCGGCUGGUCAUGAGCCAUGGCCCAUAUGUCAGACUUAUUACUGGCUUCCUCUUCACUUCAUUGGCUUUCAUGCUGGUGGAGGGGAACUUCGCCUUGUUUUGCACCUACACCUUGGGCUUCCGCAAUGAAUUCCAGAAUCUGCUCCUGGCCAUCAUGCUCUCGGCUACAUUCACCAUUCCCCUUUGGCAGUGGUUUCUAACUCGGUUUGGCAAGAAGACAGCUGUAUACGUUGGGAUCUCAUCAGCAGUGCCAUUUCUCAUCCUGGUGGCCCUCAUGGAGAGCAACCUGAUUGUCACAUAUGUAGUAGCUGUGGCAGCUGGCAUUAGUGUAGCAGCUGCCUUCUUACUACCCUGGUCCAUGCUGCCCGAUGUCAUUGAUGACUUCCACCUGAAGCAGCCCCACUCCCAUGGAACCGAGCCCAUCUUCUUCUCCUUCUAUGUCUUCUUCACCAAGUUCGCCUCUGGAGUCUCACUGGGCAUCUCUACCCUCAGCCUUGACUUUGCGGGGUACCGGACCCGUGGCUGCUCCCAGCCAGCACCUGUCAGGUUUACAUUGAAGAUGCUGGUGACAAUGGCCCCCAUAGCCCUCAUUCUGCUGGGCCUGCUGCUCUUCAAGCUGUACCCAAUUGACGAGGAGAAGCGGCGGCAGAACAAGAAGGCCCUGCAGGCUCUGAGGGAAGAGGCCAGCAGCUCAGGCUGCUCUGACACAGACUCUACAGAGCUGGCGAGCAUCCUCUAGGAUCUGCUGUGUUGCCUGACGUCACCAAGCACAAGGCCUGGGUCACCAGUCCACAUGAGGAAUCUGGGCCUGCUUGCCUCCUCACUCAAGGUCUCCAGGUGCCAGAAAGGGAGCCAAAGAAGAGAGUAGGCAGCCCAGGACACCUCCUAUACCCACCUUGGGGCAGGCUAUUCAUACAGCCCCUGCCUCUCCUCUCCCUGCUCAAGGGGCCGUGCCCUGGGGCUGCUACUGUGAAUAUGCCAAGGACUGAUGGGGCCUACCCAAAGACACUAAUGUAGAAACAUUUUAUACAAAGACUAAUUAAUAACUUAAUGACUUUGUAUAUAGUAAUGUGUGUGUGUGUGUGCGUAUG